AUGAUCAGUACAAAUAACGUGACUGAGUUUAUUAUCACCGGCCUUUUCCAGGAUCCAGAGGUGCAGAGAGUGUGCUUUGUGGUGUUUCUUCCAGUGUACCUGGCCACGGUGGUGGGCAAUGGCCUCAUCGUGUUGACAGUCAAUGUCAGCAAGAGUCUGCAUUCCCCCAUGUACUUCUUCCUUAGCUACCUGUCCCUGGUGGAGAUCAGUUACUCUUCUACUAUUGCCCCUAAGUUCAUCACUGACUUACUCACCAAGAUUAAAACCAUCUCCCUGGAGGGCUGUUUGGCUCAGAUAUUCUUCUUCCACUUCUUCGGUGUGACAGAGAUUCUCUUGCUCACAGUGAUGGCUUAUGACCGCUAUGUGGCCAUCUGUAAACCCCUGCACUACACAACCAUCAUGAGCCGGCCUGUGUGUCACCUCCUUCUGGCUGGUUCCUGGCUGGGGGGCAUAAUUCACUCCAUGGUUCAGAUCCUUAUCAUAGUCCAAUUGCCCUUUUGUGGCCCCAAUGUCAUUGACCACUACUUCUGUGACCUCCAUCCCCUAUUCAAGGUUGCCUACAAGAUGGUGGCUGUGUUCUACACAGUGAUCACCCCUCUCCUCAACCCUGUCAUCUACUCCCUGAGAAAUGCUGAAAUGAAGAAGGCCAUGAAGAAGUUGUGGAUGAGGACAAUGAAACUGGAUGAGAAAUAG
Molecule: messenger RNA, 693 nt
Organism: Orycteropus afer afer
Lineage: Eukaryota; Metazoa; Chordata; Mammalia; Tubulidentata; Orycteropodidae
Source: RefSeq, a predicted model, not a curated record